This is a messenger RNA of Dermatophagoides pteronyssinus (European house dust mite), 589 nucleotides long. It is a transcript of the gene RpL35A, whose product is annotated as ribosomal protein L35A. Gene Ontology annotation, molecular function: structural constituent of ribosome. Gene Ontology annotation, biological process: translation. Gene Ontology annotation, cellular component: ribosome. NCBI's taxonomy places the organism in Eukaryota, Metazoa, Arthropoda, Arachnida, Sarcoptiformes, Pyroglyphidae. The record is from RefSeq and is a predicted model, not a curated record.
UUUCUCGGCGUGUGUGAAGUUUUUGUUGAUUUGAUUCAAACAAAUUUUGUCUUUUUUUUUGGUUUUUUUCUUGAUUAAAUAACCGAAAAUUAAAAAUUUCAACAAUGUCUGAUAGUAAAAAAACAGUAUCGGAUGAUAAAAAACGUGUCAAACGUAAGCGAGUAUCGAAUCCAGCAACUCCUGGACGAUUGUAUGUAAAAGCAGUGUUUACUGGUUACAAACGAUCACAUCGAAACCAAUAUGAAAAUACUGCUUUAUUGAAAUUGGAAGGUGUGGAUAAACGUGCCGAAACUGAUUUCUAUUUAGGUAAACGAUGUGCAUUCGUUUACAAAGCAAAAAAUACGAAACCAGUACCAAAACGACCGGGCAAACUAAGUAAAUUUCGUGUCAUCUGGGGUAAAGUGACUCGUUCGCAUGGUAAUUCGGGUGCUGUACGUGCUAAAUUUCACAAAAAUUUACCACCAAAAGCUAUGGGUCGUCGUGUUCGAGUUAUGUUAUAUCCAUCGAGAAUAUAAACAAGACCUAAAUUUUCAACAAAUGAUUCUUAUGAUAAUUUUUUUUUAUAAAUAAAAAAACAUUUUUUGAAUGA